This is a messenger RNA of Glarea lozoyensis ATCC 20868, 1317 nucleotides long. RefSeq lists its product as uncharacterized. NCBI's taxonomy places the organism in Eukaryota, Fungi, Ascomycota, Leotiomycetes, Helotiales, Helotiaceae. Bases 1 to 1317 code for a protein of 438 amino acids. Gene Ontology annotation, biological process: endoplasmic reticulum calcium ion homeostasis. Gene Ontology annotation, cellular component: endoplasmic reticulum. The transcript has 3 exons. Gene Ontology annotation, molecular function: calcium ion binding. The record is from RefSeq and is a predicted model, not a curated record.
AUGGCCGCCAUCAUCAAAGGCCUCUUUGGAGGAGCUGCACCAUCUGCAUCGCCAAUUCCAGCUGGCGACUCUGACUUCGCCGAUUUCGCUGGAGCUCCCGACCCAACGCCCAUCUCCUUCUCUACAGUCUCCUCAGCAGCUGGAUAUGGCGGGGCCGUACCUACCAGCACUAGCACUGUGCCUUGGACGAAAUGGUACAAUGUUCACGAACGACAUAGUCUAGGCGACUUCAAGCAGGAGGGCAUCAUUCUUGGUUUCCUUGUGCUUACCGUUCUUGUCCAUCUUUUUGGCACAGGUAGCAAUCGCAAGAAGGCCAAGUCGUGGAUCUCAGCGCAUGCUCCUGUUUUGAAGAAAGAAUUCGCCCUCGUUGGAUUUGGUGGACCACAAAUCGCAAGUGAGCAGGACAGCCUUGUCCUGCCGGAGUCCUUAUUGAAAGAGAAAUCCCCUCAGGAAUUCACGACUUACGCCAGUGGUCGACAAAAUGUUGCUUUCCUUGAUGUCAACCUUACACUACACAAGAGAUACAGUCCAAUCACGAUGAUUGCAGAAUUCGCAAUGAGCUUGUUCUUCGACAGCAUGCCCACACCCGCUGAGCGCGUGGAAGCCAUCUUGUACCCAUUCGAUGGCCGGGAGGCGCUCACGGUUCCUGGCCAGCUUCCUGGCGCUCACGAGCUCCGCAAGGAUACCAAGAGCAGUUAUGACGGAUUUGUUUGGGCAAUUGUUAACAAGGAGACCAUGAAGCAACUUCGUGAUGAUCGUUAUGACGUUUCCCUUACUGGCACUAAAGACAGUCCUAAACUUCCGAACUGGGUGACAGUCAUGAGCGAAAGCGCAGAGAUCACCGACUUCCUACUCACUCCUGAACUCAUCAAAGCCAUCGAGGAAGCUGGUGAUCUUCUAGAGCACUUGAUCAUCACUGACCAACCUGUUGAUCAGCCACAAAAGCUUGAUGACACUGUUCCAAAGAAGCGUAUCAAUCUCUCUUACCGACUUCCAUCAUCUGGCGAUUUUUCUAAGCUCCUGCCAAUUUUUGAGUACUUUAUCCGCCUGACUGACACCCUUGUCCAAGGUGCUCACUUCCGAGCUGAGGUUCUCCGUAAAGUCCGUGUGACACGUGAGGAUGCUAUUAAGAAGCUUCAAAAAGCCGAUGAAGAUGAGAAAGCUGAAGAGAGGGCUUUAGAACGCGAGAAGGCUAAGAAACUGAAGCGCGAUCUUGAGCUAAAAGGUCUUGAUGCCAAAGCUCAAAAGAAGUAUCUCGAGAAAGAGAAGGAACGUGAAAUGAGGAAGAUGCAAAAGAAGCAGACCCAGAAAGGUUAG